Elaeis guineensis (African oil palm) is the source of this 1205-nucleotide messenger RNA. RefSeq names its product cyclin-P4-1. Gene Ontology annotation, biological process: regulation of cyclin-dependent protein serine/threonine kinase activity. Gene Ontology annotation, molecular function: protein kinase binding. NCBI's taxonomy places the organism in Eukaryota, Viridiplantae, Streptophyta, Magnoliopsida, Arecales, Arecaceae. The record is from RefSeq and is a predicted model, not a curated record.
ACAACUAAUGAAUAACCAAGCCUAUCUUGUUAACCCUCCCCCUCUGUUUAUUUGGUAAAUUACUCUCCCUCCUCUUGGCGAACUCCUCCCCAUCUCCCCGCAUCUAUUUAUCUUCCCUCCUCUAUCUCUACAAUCUUUAUUAAUUUUAGCUCUCCCCCCCAUACCACCCCCACCCCCUCCCCCUAAAGAGACUACCCCAAUGGCCAAGGUGGUGGAGGAGGAAGCCCAUGCCAUCCCGAGAGUGGUCUCAAUCGUCUCCUCUCUCCUCCAGAGGGUGGCGGAGCGGAACGACGCCAGCCAGCGGCGUCCAGCCCUCCACGACCGGGCCUCGGCCUUCCACGGCCUCUCGAAGCCCGCCAUCUCGGUGCGCAGCUACCUCGAGCGCAUCUUCCGCUACGCCAACUGCAGCCCUGCAUGCUACGUCGUCGCCUACAUCUACCUCGACCGCUUCACGCUCCGCCACCCCUCCGUCUCCAUCGACUCCCUCAACGUCCACCGCUUCAUCAUCACCUCCGUCCUCACCGCCGUCAAGUUCAUGGACGACAUAUAUUACAACAAUGCAUAUUUUGCGAAGGUGGGAGGGAUAACCCUGAUGGAGAUGAACUAUCUGGAAGUGGAUUUCUUGUUUGGCAUGGGCUUCGAGCUGAAUGUAAGCCCUGACAUCUUCCAUUCCUACUGCUCUGUUCUUCAGAGGGAGAUGUAUCUGUUGGAGUCACCCCCUGCUCCCCCAAGGUUGCACUGCUGCUUGACAGAGGAAGAGUCCAGCAGAAGCAGCUGGCUGUCUGAGAGGUGCCUUGGUACAUAGAUGAGUAGAGAAGGAUAAUUAAUUUAGAUGGACAGACUGAUACCAUUUUGUUUAGUUUCUGUCUUCUUGGAUUCCAACCCCUGGACAUGUGAACUAUAACCUGUUCCCACUUAUCCUACCUUUUGGUUUCUCUUUGAUCAGGGGGUUUGUAGUUUUCCUGUGAGUGGUGUGUACAGACCUGCAGUCCUUGUUCUCAGAGCAUGGACGUGGUUCAAUCUCAUAAUUGAGAUCUUCAAUUCGUGUCUUCUGCAUUUGGUUCACAUGGUCGAUGGUUAUGGUGAUCUGAAUUUUAUGGCUGCAGGGCCUCAAAGUGAUUCGAUUGGUGAAUGGUAAUUGAUGUGGUAUCAUUUAGAUAUCUUGGUAAUUGAUUAAUAAGCCGACCUCGGAUUGAUGGGAUGCA